Prunus armeniaca (apricot) is the source of this 1530-nucleotide messenger RNA. Lineage: Eukaryota; Viridiplantae; Streptophyta; Magnoliopsida; Rosales; Rosaceae. The record is from the annotation of a GenBank genome assembly.
AUGUUGUGGCUAGUAUUCAUUGAUGUUGAAAGUGAUGAAGAAAACGUAAGAGAAAAAGAUCCAAUGAUUGUUAACCGUAUAGAAAAUAUUGAUGAAGAUUUGCUUGGAAGGGUUGUAUCCACUGAAGAGGAAGCUUAUAAUCUCUACAACAAUUAUGCUACGAGAGUUGGAUUUAGUGUUCGGAGGGGACAAAAGAGAUACAAUACAAAAAAAGUUAGCAAAUUAGAGACAAGAACAGGUUGCGAAGCUAGCAUUCGAUUUGCAUUCCAGGAUGAAGAUGAUACGUGGAAAGUUUCUCAUUUUGUUCCUGAGCAUAACCAUGAACUUGCUAAGCCAGAGGAGAGACAAUUUUUGAGAUCAAAUAGAAAAGUUUCAGAUUCAAAUUUGGGUGUCAUUAAAACAAUGGUGGGUGCAGGAAUAAGGACCACAAAUACAUAUUCUUAUUUAGCAGAAGAAGUUGGAGGGUCUCAAAAUGUUGGUUUUACAAAAAGAGAUUGCUACAAUGUUGUGAACAAGGAGAAAAUGGCCAUGAUUGAAGCAGGGGAUGCUCAAAGCUUGAUGAACCUUUUCAAGCGCAAACAAGCUGAAGAUCCUAUGUUCUUUUACACAGUUCAAGUUGAUCAAGAAAACCGAAUGACAAACUUUUUUUGGAGAGAUGGAAGGUCACGAAUUGACUAUGACUGUUUUGGAGAUGUGGUAGUAUUUGAUACUACUUAUCGAACUAAUAGGCAAUGGCAAAUGGCAUUCAAAACAUUUUUCCUGGGGUGUGUCAUCGUUUAUGCUCGUGGCACAUAUCUCAGAAUGCUGCAAGAAAUUUGGGAAGUCAUUACGAUACCAGAGCAAUAUAUAUUGAAGCGAUGGACAAAAGAUGCCAAAAAAGAAUUGGAGGCAAAUGAGCAUGGUGAAUUAUUACAGGUAAAUGGUAAAUCAUCGGUCACAUUGCGACGAAAUGCUUUGAUGCGAACAACUUAUGAUGUAUUGAGUAAGGCAGCAGAGACAGAAGCUACUACUAGAAUUGCUAUGGAAAAAUUGAGAGAGAUGGAAGAAUUGAUUGAAAAAGAAAUGAUAACGUCGAAGGGGGAAGUUAAUAAAAAAACUUCUGAUAAUGUUGUUGAUUGUAAUGCAAGUGGUUGCACAUUUGAUGAAACACCAGUACUGAAUCCCCCGUGUGUAAGGCCAAAAGGUAUAAGCAAUGCCAGAUUAAAAAGCGCUAUGGAGAAACGAAGAAAAAGGACAUCAAAAGAUACUGUUUCAUCAAGGAAAACCAAGCAAUCAAGCAAGAUAGGUCGUCCAUAUAGCUCAGCUCAUACACCACUCAGUUCAAAUUUUCUUAAUCCAGUCAGUGUACCAAUGAGUACAAAUAUUAGUAAUCAUGUCUACCCAACUAUGAGAUUGUUACCUACCGAAGGUCAUGCAAAUUUGCCUCAACCUAAUUUGUCCUUUACAAGCAUGCUACAAAGUACUAAUUUCAUGGCACUUUUGAAUAAGAUGCAAGAAUCGUUUACGCUUGGAAAUCGUUACUUAUUUUGA